CCGGGAGAUCGCAAUGUGAGAGCUGACACAAGGUACUGUAAUAGGAUAUAAUAUCCAAGCAUAUGUAUCGAGCUUGGGCCCACUGCACUAAUCCUACUAGAGUGACUCUGCCAGGGACAGAGAAGCUGGAUAAAGCCAAAGAAGAGACAAGGUGACCCUGAGCCAGGAUGGAUGAAGAACGAUCCGACUGGCUUGUACUUUCUUUGCACCAAUUGAUAUCAUGGGGAGCGUCAGCUGCUAUGAUCUUUGGGGGAAUCGUGCCAUACAUACCCCAGUACAGAGACAUUAGAAGAACCCAAAAUGCAGAGGGCUUCUCAGUUUAUGUAUGUCUUAUGCUACUAGUGGCCAAUAUACUGCGAAUAUUGUUUUGGUUUGGACGCCAUUUUGAAUCCCCACUACUAUGGCAGAGUAUCAUUAUGAUUGUCACCAUGCUGCUGAUGCUGAAACUGUGCACAGAAGUACGUGUUGCAAGUGAGCUGAACACAAAGCGACGCGCAUUUUCAGCCUCAGAUAGUAAGGAUGAAGAAUUCAAAACUCAUCCCAAGAGAUACUUUUUGGAUUUUGAUAUGAACUUCUUCUGGCACUGGAGCAGAUUUACAGACUACGUGCAGUGUGUGCUGGCGUUCACUGCUGUUGUUGGAUAUAUCACGUAUCUGUCCAUAGACUCUGUGCUCUAUGUAGAGACACUUGGCUUUCUAGCAGUAUUCACAGAGGCUAUGCUUGGUGUUCCUCAGCUGUACCGAAAUUAUCAGAACAGCUCAACAGAAGGCAUGAGCAUCAAAAUGGUUCUGAUGUGGACCAGCGGAGACACAUUUAAGACUGCAUACUUCGUUUUGAAUCAAGCUCCUUUUCAAUUUACCAUCUGUGGCCUCCUGCAGGUCAUUGUAGAUAUAACAAUCUUGCUGCAGGUGUACAUUUACAGCACAUAUCCUCAGAAGGCGGUAUCGCACAUAACACAUGCAACCAGUGCCAAAGCUCUAUGAUGUGGAGAACAUGUACUGUGUAAUCGUGUGCUUCCCAGUCCUAGAACUACUUCUGCACCACUGCAUAUGUAUAAUGCAUGUACCCAAAACACACGUUGGGGCAAAUAUCUAAAAACGGGAG
Molecule: messenger RNA, 1104 nt
Organism: Nanorana parkeri
Lineage: Eukaryota; Metazoa; Chordata; Amphibia; Anura; Dicroglossidae
Gene: SLC66A2
Product: PQ loop repeat containing 1
Exons: 6
Coding region: 168-983 (271 amino acids)
Biological process (GO): phospholipid translocation; retrograde transport, endosome to Golgi
Cellular component (GO): endosome; trans-Golgi network
Source: RefSeq, a predicted model, not a curated record